Suricata suricatta (meerkat) is the source of this 1134-nucleotide messenger RNA. It is a transcript of the gene CAPZA1, whose product is annotated as capping actin protein of muscle Z-line subunit alpha 1. Bases 124 to 984 code for a protein of 286 amino acids. The record is from RefSeq and is a predicted model, not a curated record. NCBI's taxonomy places the organism in Eukaryota, Metazoa, Chordata, Mammalia, Carnivora, Herpestidae. Gene Ontology annotation, biological process: actin cytoskeleton organization; barbed-end actin filament capping. Gene Ontology annotation, molecular function: actin filament binding. The transcript has 10 exons. Gene Ontology annotation, cellular component: F-actin capping protein complex; actin cortical patch.
UGGCGCCCUCUUGGUCGGCGUUUCCGGGCGGGUCCUUCCGACGGCCCCCGCGGUGAUUCCAUCAUUCGGCUUCCUUCCCGGCCUGCCUCGCGCCCGGGCCGGGCUGGGCCAGAGCAGCCCAAGAUGGCCGACUUCGAGGAUCGGGUGUCGGAUGAGGAGAAGGUACGCAUAGCUGCUAAAUUCAUCACUCAUGCGCCCCCAGGGGAAUUUAAUGAAGUGUUCAAUGAUGUCCGGCUACUACUUAAUAAUGACAAUCUCCUCAGGGAAGGGGCAGCACAUGCAUUUGCCCAGUAUAACAUGGAUCAGUUCACGCCUGUGAAGAUAGAAGGAUAUGAAGAUCAGGUCUUAAUUACAGAACACGGUGACCUGGGUAAUAGCAGAUUUUUAGAUCCAAGAAACAAAAUUUCCUUUAAGUUUGAUCAUUUACGGAAAGAAGCAAGUGACCCCCAGCCAGAGGACAUAGAUGGAGGGCUGAAGUCUUGGAGAGAAUCGUGUGACAGUGCUCUAAGGACCUAUGUGAAAGAUCAUUAUUCCAACGGCUUCUGUACUGUUUAUGCUAAAACUAUAGAUGGGCAACAGACCAUUAUUGCAUGUAUUGAAAGCCACCAGUUUCAGCCUAAAAACUUCUGGAAUGGUCGUUGGAGAUCAGAGUGGAAGUUCACCAUCACACCACCUACAGCCCAGGUGGUUGGAGUACUUAAGAUUCAGGUUCACUAUUAUGAAGAUGGCAAUGUUCAGUUGGUUAGUCAUAAAGAUGUACAGGAUUCAGUAACUGUUUCGAAUGAAGUCCAGACUGCCAAGGAGUUUAUUAAAAUCAUAGAGCAUGCAGAAAAUGAAUAUCAGACAGCAAUUAGUGAAAACUAUCAAACAAUGUCAGACACCACAUUCAAGGCCUUGCGCCGGCAGCUUCCGGUUACCCGCACCAAAAUCGACUGGAACAAGAUACUCAGCUACAAGAUUGGCAAAGAAAUGCAGAAUGCUUAAAGGCUGAAUGUAGGAUUCUUCAGUAUGUGGAAAGAAAGGAUUCAACAUGCGGUCAUAUGAUAAAUAAGUGAUUUAUAAACAAGAGUGAUAUUUUGCUAGGGCUUUCAAAGUUAACAGGUUUUCUAGCCUCAUGGAAUACUGUUGAACCUA